AUGCUCUCCGACUUUGGUUCGAGUUACAACCCUGGUAAAACAAGGCGGACUAACGCACAUACGCUCCCCCAUCUUGUUCCCCCCGAAAUUUUUUUUCUCGAUAAACAAAACGACAAAUAUAAGCUUUCAUUCCCCAGCGAAAUUUGGACUCUUGGAUGUACCAUAUUUGAACUCAUUGGCAGUGGGGGCCCUUUUAGUAUCCUGGGUGGAGGCAUACUCCAGGACCAGGUCAGUGUCCUGGGGAAGUUUCCUGAUCCAUGGUGGUCACAAUGGGGGUCCAGAGCCGAAUUCUUUAACGAGGAUGCAACGAUUGAUGUGAUGACUGGUGCUCCUUUCCAAGAUAGCCUGGAAGAUCGGUACGAUUGGUUCGUUAAAGCGGCCCGGCGGCGAUCAGAUAUGGAAGAGCAGGGGGAAGACGAGAAGAAAGCUUUCCUGCAUAUGAUUCGGAUGAUGCUUCAAUAUUUACCAGGCGACCGGGCUAACAUUGAGGAUAUUGUUGAGUCUGAGUGGAUGCAAAAAUGGGCUAUUCCUGGAAGGAAGAACUCAACUGCCCCGCGAGCUUUUGCGAUGGGGGAUAAAAUGGCGUCCAAGAAGAAAAAGACAGGUUCUUCUGCUAAGGACUCAGCUAAUGUUAUAUCUGAUCCUCGAUUCGCCAACAUUCAAUCCGACCCCAGGUACCGGCUGCCGAGCAAGAAGCAUACUCAUGUCAAACUCGAUAAGCGCUUCUCGCAUAUGCUGCGCGACUCUGAAUUUUCCAAAAAUGCGCCUGUUGACCGAUACGGAAGAAAGCUAGCUCGGGACGAUACUCGAAAACAGUUGGAGAAAUUUUACAGAUUUGAGGAUGACGAUGAGGAGAAGGAUUCAGAGGGAGAAAAGGACAAAGAUGUUGAAGAGGGUGAUCUUAGCGUCGAUGACGACGAGGAAGUUCAGAAAGAGCUACGGAGAGUGGAAAGGGCCGGUUAUGACCCUGCUCGUGAUGGCGGGUUUGACUCUUCUUCCUCCGAGGAGAGCUCAAGCGACGAGGAGGAUGAGGAGGAGGAAGACGCGGAUAAUUUGGGCGUGGAACUCCCAGGCCCAGGCCAGCAGGAUGCGGAUAUUCCUACUGGAGACUAUACGGAGAGAAUAGCUGUGGUGAAUCUGGAUUGGGAUAACAUCAAAGCGCAGGAUCUAAUGGCCGUAUUUACGAGCUUUCUUCCCGCGGGGGGAGCGAUCCGCAAAGUCUCAAUAUACCCCAGUGAAUUUGGACGGGAAAGGAUGGAGAUGGAAGAGAUGGAUGGACCUCCCAAAGAGAUAUUUUCUCAGAACCCGAAAGGAGAGGAUGAUGAUUCUUUAUCGGAAGAAGAAGACGAGGAAGAGGAAGAGGAAAAGAUUAAAAAAUCCCUGCUUGUCGAAGGUAACGGGGACGAUUUCGAUGCCGGAAAACUACGACAAUAUCAGUUGGAGAGGUUACGAUACUACUAUGCCAUUCUAACAUGUUCGUCGAAAGAGGCGGCCAAACACAUAUAUGAUGCUGUAGAUGGAGCGGAGUAUAUGAGUAGCGCCAACUUUUUUGAUCUUAGAUUUGUUCCUGACUCGACUGAUUUUACCGACGAUGUUCCCCGGGAUGAGUGCACGAAAUUGCCUGAUGGCUACCAGCCAAAUGACUUUGUCACCGAUGCGUUGCAGCACAGCAAAGUCAAGCUCACCUGGGACGCGGAUGACCGAUCAAGAAAAGAUGCACAAGACAGAGCUUUCAAGGGGAGUCGAAAAGAGAUCGAUGAGAAUGACCUGAAGGCUUACCUGGGCAGCGAUAGCUCGGACGAUGAGGAAGAAGAGAUCGAAGUUGUGGAAAUGGCUGGAACCGAGGCUAAGCCAAAGGUUAGCAAAAAGGAGGCAGAACGGGCUAGAGUUCGAGCUUUACUAGGGCUUAGCGACAAAACACCCCUGGCAGGUAAAAAGGAAGCAAAGCCGGUUGGGGAGAUGGAGGUGACCUUUUCGGCCGGCCUCUCAGCCGCACCCGUUAGAGAGUCGGUAUUUGAAAAUGAACCCGAAAAGGAGGAAACUACGCGAGAGAAAUAUGUUCGAAAGGAACGAGAGAGAAAGCAACGGCGCAAGGCCAAGCUAAAGGCUAGCAGAUCCGGCGAAGAAGUGCCAGCUGAAGACGAAAAUGACAAUCCUGAACAGCAGGCCGAGGAGGCAGAGGAGGAUCUCGGCUUUGAUGACCCCUUCUUUACCGCACCUGAUCUUGACGCUGCAAACGCUGCUAAACAACGCAAAGAAGAGAAGAGAAAACUACACGAACAACGAAAAGCCGAGGAAGAAGCAUCUGCAUCCAAGCGGGCCGAACUUGAGCUUCUCAUGAUGGAUGAUGACAAGGCGGCGCCAAUCACACACUUCGAUAUGAAUGAGAUUGAGAGAGCCGAAAAACGUGCUCGCAAAGCCGGAAAGCAUAGAAAGGGGAAGAAGGACGUAACUGAGAACGCCCCUGCUGAUCAGUUUGAGAUGAAUGUCAAGGACCCUAGAUUCCAGAGCCUGUUUGAGAGCCAUGAAUAUGCCAUUGACCCUACGAACCCCCGAUUUAAACAAACGAAGGCGAUGAAUACUUUGCUUGAAGAAGGACGAAAACGAAGACGGCACGCCGAAGAUUCGGAGCCCAGUGGUGUAAACCCCAGCCACAAGCAGAAGAAGAAUAAAAAGAAUAAGUCGAGUUCUGUUGUGGCAGAUGAUGGUGAGGAUAUCAGCAAGCUCGUUGAAAAGGUGAAAUCAAAGACCAAGAAGAAGUGA
This is a messenger RNA of Arthroderma uncinatum, 2763 nucleotides long. RefSeq names its product pre-rRNA-processing protein ESF1. Gene Ontology annotation, biological process: rRNA processing; protein phosphorylation. The record is from RefSeq and is a predicted model, not a curated record. The transcript has 3 exons. NCBI's taxonomy places the organism in Eukaryota, Fungi, Ascomycota, Eurotiomycetes, Onygenales, Arthrodermataceae. Gene Ontology annotation, cellular component: nucleus. The coding region runs from base 1 to 2763 and encodes 920 amino acids. Gene Ontology annotation, molecular function: ATP binding; RNA binding; protein kinase activity.